Molecule: messenger RNA, 1284 nt
Organism: Phlebotomus papatasi
Lineage: Eukaryota; Metazoa; Arthropoda; Insecta; Diptera; Psychodidae
Gene: Wdr82
Product: WD repeat-containing protein 82
Exons: 1
Coding region: 185-1135 (316 amino acids)
Cellular component (GO): Set1C/COMPASS complex
Molecular function (GO): protein binding; chromatin binding
Source: RefSeq, a predicted model, not a curated record
AGAGUGGCGCUGAAGUUUGUUGACACAACAUUCUGACACCCGGGGAAAGCAUUUUUGGUUGCAGGAAAAGCUGCUGAAAAAAAGGCAAAAAAGGGUGCAAAAACCCCAAGAAGGGUUCUAGUUUUUCAUUUGCGUGACUGUCGAGAGGUACGGCUUCAAAAUUGAGCAGCAUACGCCUGUAAAAAUGCGCCUGGUGGAUCAGGUGGUCAGGUCUUUCCGGGUAGCGAAGGUUUUCCGGGAAAACACCGACAAAAUCAAUGCAAUCGACUUUUCGCCCAACGGGGAGCACUUGAUAUCCUGCGGAGAAGACGAUCAGAUUGUAAUAUAUGACUGUGAGAAGGGACAGCAGACCCGGACAGUGAAUUCCAAGAAGUACGGAGUGGAUCUCAUCCAUUUCACGCACGGGAACAAUACAGCAAUCCACAGCUCCACAAAGGUCGAUGACACGAUUAGGUACUUGAGUCUACACGACAAUAAGUACCUAAGGUACUUUCCUGGGCACACGAAGAAGGUGAUAUCGCUGUGCAUCUCCCCCGUGGAGGAUACCUUUCUGUCUGGGGCUCUGGACAAGACACUGAGGCUCUGGGAUCUGCGAUCGCCCAAUUGUCAAGGUGUUAUGCACCUGUCCGGACGUCCUGUGGCUGCUUACGAUCCUGAGGGCUUGAUCUUUGCUGCUGGAGUGAAUUCAGAGAGUAUUAAGCUGUACGAUCUCAGAUACUUCGAUCGGGGUCCAUUUAUCACGUUCAAGCUGAACCAGGAGAAGGAAUGCGACUGGACAGGGCUGAAAUUCAGUCGAGACGGCAAGACAAUCCUCAUUAGCACAAAUGGCUCCACCAUUCGCCUCGUUGAUUCCUUCCACGGAACUCCCCUGCAGACCUUCACGGGCUAUCUCAACAACAAGGGCAUCCCCAUCGAAGCCUCCUUCAGCCCAGACUCCCAGUUCAUCUUCAGCGGCAGCACGGAUGGCCGGGUGCACGUCUGGAACUCUGACAGUGGACACAAGGUCUGUGUGCUCAAUGGAGACCACCCUGGGCCAGUUCAGUGCGUCCAGUUCAAUCCAAAGUUCAUGAUGAUGGCUUCGGCCUGCACCAACAUGGCCUUCUGGAUCCCAGAGGAGCAGCAAGCCCAGAACUAAGCACCACUGCAGAGCAGGAUCGUGACUCUCUCUCCCGCCAAAAUUCUUUGCUCCUGGUGGAUUGUUCCCGGAGUUGUUCAACUGCCGAGGAGUGAUGUACACAGAGGAUUCUGAUUAACCAAUAUUAAAGUCUCCUUCCGUCUUUUAUA